Molecule: messenger RNA, 1722 nt
Organism: Aspergillus versicolor CBS 583.65
Lineage: Eukaryota; Fungi; Ascomycota; Eurotiomycetes; Eurotiales; Aspergillaceae
Product: Zn(II)2Cys6 transcription factor
Exons: 1
Coding region: 122-1636 (504 amino acids)
Biological process (GO): positive regulation of transcription by RNA polymerase II
Cellular component (GO): nucleus
Molecular function (GO): DNA-binding transcription factor activity, RNA polymerase II-specific; zinc ion binding; transcription cis-regulatory region binding
Source: RefSeq, a predicted model, not a curated record
CGCAGAGCUGCGCGAAUGUCGGUUCAGUCUAUCCCGACCUGCAGGUUAAAGUGCUGGGAUAAACCUCCUUGUUCGAUCCAUAACCGAGGCUGGCUUCAUUGAGCAUAUACUCAUAUCAACCAUGACUGACCAGCAUGGAACUUUCUUGUUCAAACCUGUGGUCCUGGCCACGAAUCCUCGGCCGACAGGUCAAAAGAGUCAGCCACAUGCACGGCAGAUUAAAAGCCGGUCAGGAUGCGAGCCAUGUAAGCGGCGGCGUGUGAAAUGUGACGAAACACAGCCGUGCUGUCGACGUUGCCAGGCCCGCAAAGAGACGUGCACAGGCAACUUCCAAUCCGACACCUGGCAGACUGAGCGUCCGUGGCUUUCAGCGGUGUCUCAUAAUGGGCAGUCUGCUCCAAUGCUCCCUUAUUCUUCCGCAAUUUCCACUUCGCUUAGUACAGCCAAUUCGUAUGGCGAGCCCACGGGGAUCUUGGAGAAUGACCUUUUACGGCACUGGUUCAGUCACGUCUGUCUGACAAUGGCAAUUGUGCCCCCUCCACUCAACCCCCUAUCUUAUGGGAUGGCACCUUAUCUUCGCCAGUCCAAGGCACUGCGGCACACCAUGCAAUGUGUCAGUCAAGCUCACCGACAGUUCUUUUGUGAGGGCCGACUUGCUGAGAUCCUGGAGGAGCGGGGCCGCGCCCUCGUGUCCCUGCAGAAUGAAAUUGACCGGGCUCUGAAGCGUAGUCCAUUAUCGCAGGCGUCGUUACUCCGCACCAUUCUGCUCUCCUCCCUGCUUCUGGGAAUAUCGUCCGGCUGGAUGAUUGAUGACGACUACGGACUGCAAUAUUUGGACGGUGCACGGACAGUCAUCUCCGUUCUCCUGGAACGAGGUGGCCCAACCGAUGAUUUCUUGCGAUAUCUGCUUGGCUUAUACAUCUAUUGGGAAGUGUUCUCCUCAUAUAUAGAGGCCAACCACACAUCUGCCACCACUGCAGACCUCGUCUCCAGGGUGGCACGUCAGCACCUUGCGGGCUACGUUCACCCGGUGAAUGGCUUCGCCACAAGUAUCUGCCCGAUUCUGAUCGAGGUCGGGCGAUAUUACCGUUGGGUAAUAGAACUCUCCGCCAUGGCAGGUGACCCCGUCCAUGAAUUGCAGCUCGAAGCCAAGCUCCAAAACUGGUCAGUGGAGGAGGAAUUUCCGUCUUCCGUAAAGUCCUCGUCCUCUGAAGCAAACAACGUGGACCAAUCUGUUCUGCGCCUGCUAGCAAAUUCGCAACGUGCCAUGGGGGUGAUCAUGCUAUACCAGGCACGGUCAGUGGCUCAAGGGGUACAUCCGGGAGACUUUGCGCCCCUGCGAGAGGCCGUAGAAAUUGUGAUGACGAUGCUGCAGGUUAUUCCCUCCGACAGUCCGCUUCUCAACUCCGUGGGCCCACUCCUCGUCAUUGCGGGCUCUGAGCUACUUGAAAGCGAUACGGAAUACCGUGCACUGGUGGAGUAUCAUGCCGCUCAGGUGACGCAGUACACUCGUGUAAGAGCCUAUUUUACUGGAUUCCAGCUCGUCCGGGAUAUUUGGGAAUGUCGUGCAGCUGGGGAGCGGACUACCUGGUUGGAGUUGAUGCUAGAAAAGGGGAAAAACCUGUCACUGGUUUGAAUUCUGUAUGCUGUCUACUUUCAUUUCAUUUCAUUCCAGCGUGAAAUACAAAGUAUCAUUCACAAAAUAGUCGACCUCAAUCCGAU